This is a messenger RNA of Nicotiana attenuata, 3530 nucleotides long. Its product is annotated as E3 SUMO-protein ligase SIZ1-like. Gene Ontology annotation, biological process: protein sumoylation. Gene Ontology annotation, molecular function: SUMO ligase activity; zinc ion binding. The record is from RefSeq and is a predicted model, not a curated record. Lineage: Eukaryota; Viridiplantae; Streptophyta; Magnoliopsida; Solanales; Solanaceae. The transcript has 17 exons. The coding region runs from base 350 to 3013 and encodes 887 amino acids.
AAAAAAAAGAAGAAAAUUAAGUGCAUCAUGAUACGGCCAGGUAUACUUGAGAUUAGACGAACCAAACCCGGAUUUGUUUGCAUGGAACAAACCGGAUUUGAUAAUCAACUAUACGUCCGUAAUUUUUGGUAGUAAUCCGAUUACAGCUUCGUAAUUAAUAGUAUCCAAAAACAAUUCUGAAUUCUGAAGUAGAAGAGAGAAGCUUAAUCAUCGUGAAGUAGCUAUUUGCUGAAAAACGCUAAUAGAAAUCAAUUAUCAUCCUUUAAUCUCUUCACCGUGGUCACACAUUCAGUAUUUUCAACACCGGAGUAUCAUUUGCGUUUUGAUUAACAUCUGGAGGCGUGUAAAAAUGGAUUUGCUGACUAGCUGCAAGGAUAAGCUGGCACAUUUUCGGGUAAAGGAGCUCAAAGAUGUUCUUACUCAACUUGGUCUCUCAAAGCAAGGAAAGAAGCAGGACCUUGUUGAUCGCAUAUUAGCUAUUCUUUCAGAUGAACGAGGUGAGCAGCCAGUUCCGGUAAUGUGGGCAAAGAAAAAUAGUGUUGGAAAGGAAGAGGUUGCAAAACUUGUUGAUGGGAUUUACAGAAAAAUGCAAGUGUCUGGAGCAACUGACCUAGCAUCUAAGUCACAAGUUGUCUCAGACAGCAGUAAUGUAAAGUUAAAAGAGGAAAUUGAAGAUACAUACCAGAUGAAGAUUCGAUGUCCCUGUGGAAGCUCAUUACAAACUGAAACAAUGAUUCAGUGUGAAGACAGAAGAUGCCGCACAUGGCAACAUGUGAGUUGCGUCGUCGUUCCAGAAAAGCCCAUGGAAGGGGGUGUUCCGCCAAUUCCUCCUGAAACUUUUUACUGUGAAUUGUGCAGAUUGAGUCGUGCGGACCCCUUUUUGGCGACGAUGGCAAACCCUUUAUAUCCUGCUAAGUUGGCUAUUACUAGCGUUCCUGUAGAUGGCACGAGCCCUAUACAAAGGAUUGAGAAAACAUUUCAUCUUACUAGAGCAGACAGAGACUUAUUGCUAAAGCAGGAAUAUGAUGUUCAGGUUUGGUGCGUGCUUCUCAAUGACAAGGUACAAUUUAGGAUGCAAUGGCCUCAGUAUGCUGAUUUGCAGGUCAAUGGAAUUCCAGUACGGUGCAUAAAUAGACCUGGUUCACAAUUGCUGGGUGCAAAUGGCCGAGAUGAUGGCCCAAUAAUCACACCAUGCUCCAGAGAUGGAAUUAACAAAAUUAUAUUAACAGGAUGUGAUGCUCGUGUCUUUUGCUUGGGGGUUAGACUUGUAAAUCGCCGGACUUUCCAACAGGUUCUCAAUUUGAUCCCUAAGGAGGCAGAUGGUGAGGUAUUUGAUGAUGCUCUUGCUCGCGUUCGUCGUUGUGUUGGUGGUGGGACUGCCACUGAAAAUGCUGACAGCGACAGUGACCUUGAAGUGGUUGCUGAUUUUAUUCCAGUCAAUCUUCGAUGCCCUAUGAGUGGUUCAAGAAUGAAAGUCGCCGGAAGAUUCAAACCUUGUGUGCAUAUGGGCUGCUUUGAUCUUGAAGUCUUUGUUGAAAUGAAUCAAAGGUCGAGGAAGUGGCAAUGCCCUAUCUGUCUCAAGAACUACUCCCUGGAGCAUGUGAUUAUAGACCCAUAUUUUAAUCAGAUCACUUCUCAGCUGCGAACUUGCGGAGAAGAAGUGACUGAGAUUGAAGUAAAACCUGAUGGUUCUUGGCGUGCAAAGGCAGAAGGCGACCGAAGGAAUCUUGGGGAUCUAGGGCGGUGGCACUUACCUGAUGGGAAUCUCAUAGAAUCUCAGGAUAUAGAGCCAAAAACCAAGCCUGGAAUUCUUAAGCAUGUUAAACAGGAAGGAGGCUCUGAAAGCCACAGUGGACUAAAAGUUGGGUUGAAGAAGAACAGAAAUGGUUUGUGGGAAAUUAGCAAACCUGUAGAUAUGCAGACAUUGCCAUACGAAAAUAGUGUAAGAGAGAAUUUUGAAAAUCAGAUUCAGGAUAUCAUUGCCAUGAGCAGCAGUGCCACUGGUAGCGGCAAGGAAGGUGAAGAUCUCAGUGUUAAUCAGGAUGGGGAUGUUAACAUUGACAAUUCUAACAAUGGGUUUGAGCUUGAAACCAUAUCCCCAAAUUUUGGUCCGAGAUAUGGUUUUAACGGCCGUAAUCCCCCAGCACCCUCAGGAGAUGCUGAAGUUAUUGUCCUAAGCGAUUCUGACGGAGAAAACGAGCCACUUAUCUCUUCUACAUCUAUUCAUAGUAACAAUCAUGCUGAUGCACCUAUAGUCUCUUUUCCUGGUCGACCUAAAGGAAUUUCAGAUUCUUGCCAUGACAACCAUGCAGUUGUUAAUGAUGGGAAUUCAUGCCUGGGGCUGUUCAGUGCAAAUGAUGAUGAAUAUGGGAUGGAUAUGUGGCCUUUGCCUACUGUUAACCAGGGGGGCCCGAGCUUUCAGUUAUUUGGUUCAGAUACUGAUGUCUCAGGUUCUUUAGUAGAUAUGCAGCAUGGUUCUAUUAACUGUCCAAGCUCUAUCAACGGCUACUCAUUAGCUGCAGAUACUGGCGUUGGAUCUUGUGCUCUUCUUCCCGAAUCUUCUGUUGAUCGUCUGAAUGCUGAAAUCAAUGAUGGUUUAGUUAAUAAUCCCCUAUCAUUUGGUGGUAAUGAUCCCUCACUUCAGAUAUUUCUUCCUACUAGACCAUCGGAUGCAUCAGUUGAGGCUGAUACGAGGCAUCGGCCAGGUGUGAGAAAUGGCGUUCAUACUGAGGAUUGGAUUUCACUUAGUCUUGGCGCUGGUGGUGAUUCUGCAGCUGCGAAUGGGUUGAGCUCUGGGCAGCCGUCGCAAACCAAAAACUCUUCCUUGGACUCAGUGGCUGACACUGCUUCAUUGCUUCUUGGUAUGAAUGACGGAGUAUCAAUGAAGAGCAGUAAAGAAAGAUCAAAUGGUCCAAGCAGCAGAGAAAGAUCAGAUGGUCCUUUUAAUUUCCCUCGCCAACGUCGUUCUGUAAGACCCAGAUUGUAUCUAAGCAUUGAUUCCGACACUGAAUAAGGUGCAGAUUUCACAUUGGCGGAAUAAUGGUUGCUUCUAGUGCAGAACAUGUGUACUCUACCACAUGAUAAAUUGUUUGUAAGAUCUUCUCUGCAGUGAUUCGGUGAAUCCAUCUUUUUGACUCGGAGAUGAGCAUGCAUCUGCCAUCAGUACUCUUCUAACUCCUAUGCUGGAACUUAAGAAUUUCCGUGAUUGGUGAGUGCUUAACUCUCCAAAUUUGUAUUCUGUGAUCUGGAUUCUGACCAGUGCCCGGUCGUAUUUUUUCUAUUCCAUUUGGUAGGUGAUACCUUGAAAGGUUACUCACCAAUGUAUUGUACAUUUGGAUAGCUUAGCUAAUUCUUAUAAGUUUUGGUAUCACCAGUUGGUAAAUUACCACUGGAUGUACAGUAGCAAUAGAGAGGAGCCCUUUUUAUUCAUUGAGAACCUCCUCUUGCCUCAUACAAGGGGCCGAUAGCCUGUAAAUCUUGUUACAUAGUUCGACUAAUUUUAUAGACUAAAUAUUUUUUGAAAUGUGUUA